UACGUAGUGAAUUUACAUUUCAUAACUUGCAAAAUAUUUAUAUCAUAAUUAAUUAAUUGUAAAAACAAAAUAAAUCAAAAUGGGUAAAGGAUUUAAUAAUUACAUGUGUAAAAAGUUUUUCCAUCCUGCGUCUAGAGACAAUUUAAAACGAGUAUGGAUGGCUGAACAAAAAACUGAAGCAUACAAAAAGAAACAAGAUGAACUUCGUGUACAAUAUGAAAAAGAACAAGACCUUCACGAUAACAAAGCGAUGUUAAGUAAAGAGAGCAAAGAUAAAUUAAGCGUGAAUUUUAUGUAUGAACCACCACCAGGAAUGAAACGUGAACGUGAACGAGAAGACAACGAACCAGAAUACAAAUUUGAAUGGCAACGUAAAUAUAAUGCACCGCGAGAAAGUUAUUGUAAAGGUGAUUCAGAGAUUCGUGAUCAACCGUUCGGUAUUCAAGUACGAAAUGUUCGAUGUAUUAAGUGUCAUAAGUGGGGUCAUAUUAAUACGGACAAGGAAUGUCCAAUGUAUAGUAUGUCAAUGAGUGCAGCUCGUGCUGCUACCGCUACGGAAUCUGUUCCUUCAUUAGAUCAAAACACUCUAGUGCAACAAAUGUUAGACGAUGGAUUGGCGUUGAAAAGAGGUGUUACUCGUAUGGAAGAUAGAGAAUUGAUUGUAAGUGAUUCAGAAGAUAGUAUUCCUGGAGAUGCUGCAUUUAUUUCAUCACUUUCGAAAAAACAGAAAAAAGCACUUUUAAAAAAAUUAGAAAAAUUAGAGAAGAAAGCAAGUAAGAAAAAGAAGAAAAAGCAUUCAAAAUCAUCUUCAGACUCAGAAGAAUCUACUUCUGAGAAAUCUAAAUCGAAAAAGAAAAAACAUAGUGUAUCUAAAUCAUAUUCGUCUUCAGAACAUUCAGAAAAUUCAAAUUCUGAAAGAAUAAAAUCAAAAAAUAAACGACGUGAUUCGUCGUCAGACUUAGAAGAAUCAAGUAAAUCGAAAGAAAAGUAUAAAAAUUAUAAUAAAUAUGAUAAACAAUCUAAAAGUGAUUAUAAUGACAGACGUAGAAGACGUUCAACUUCAUCAGAGUCAUACACAGAAGAUAAACGUAAACGUGAUAGAAGUUCUAAGGAGAAGAAACGUAAAUCAGAUUCAAGUGAUGAUGAAAAUCAACGGCAUCGUCAUAACAAGCGAUCUAAAACCGAUGAUUACAAGAAAAAAACUUAUUAUAAUCGUUAAAAAUAAUUAAUAUUGUUUUAAAAAACUGCAUGGGGCACUAUUUUAGAUACGUGUUCUUUACCACAACAAAAUAAAUAAAAAUUUUCAUAAAAACAAAUUUUUAAAAUAAAA
Molecule: messenger RNA, 1330 nt
Organism: Chrysoperla carnea
Lineage: Eukaryota; Metazoa; Arthropoda; Insecta; Neuroptera; Chrysopidae
Product: corepressor interacting with RBPJ 1
Exons: 2
Coding region: 80-1219 (379 amino acids)
Biological process (GO): negative regulation of DNA-templated transcription
Cellular component (GO): nucleus
Molecular function (GO): transcription corepressor activity
Source: RefSeq, a predicted model, not a curated record